This is a messenger RNA of Necator americanus (New World hookworm), 1317 nucleotides long. RefSeq lists its product as uncharacterized. The transcript is spliced from 10 exons. Gene Ontology annotation, molecular function: catalytic activity. Lineage: Eukaryota; Metazoa; Nematoda; Chromadorea; Rhabditida; Ancylostomatidae. The record is from RefSeq and is a predicted model, not a curated record. The coding region runs from base 1 to 1317 and encodes 438 amino acids.
AUGCUUAUGCAAACAUUUACCCAAACAAAUCGCUCGAUUGGAGUGCGGAUAGCGUUACCAUCGGGAAAUGUUGUGAAUUUCUUGGCCGCACACCUCGAUUACAAAUCAUUUGGACCUUAUGCAGCAUAUAACAAAAUGGUAACAUCACUUGACCAAAUAAUGAUCGGAGAAGAACCAACACAUAGACUGGGUAGAGCACAAAAUAUGGAAGAAAUACGUUUACAUCCGAAAAUCGGUCAAUGGUUGAACAAAAGCGAUGUGGUUCCCGUGAUACUUGCCGGCGACUUCAACUCACCAUCACAUCUCGAUUGGACGAAUGAAACUAGUCUCAACCAUGGGGAUUGGAUAAUAGAGUGGCCAGCAACAAAAAUUGCUGAGGAGAUGGGCUUGAGUGAUUCGUUUCGUGAAGUUCACCCGAACGUAACAGAAGUACCAGGACACACAUGGUCCACAGUGAACAAAUUUAUACCCGAUUGGGAAUUUCAAAUCCCAGAACCUCAGGAUCGGAUCGAUUUUAUCUUCUACAAAGGUAAUAUAGUUCCCACCGAGUCUUUUUUGUAUUCGGGAGCGGAACCGAUCGUGGCAAUGCCGAAUCACAAGGAUAACGAUUAUCCAUCGGACCACUAUGCUCUUAUUACUGAAUUUGAAUUUGUUACUGUACCAUUUUGCCAAGAAUGGUUGUGCGUUGCAACCUCAAGAGCGAUAACGGUUCCCGUCGAGACAAAAGGCGGACGACCGUUACUGGUUUGGAGUGCUCAUUUCAACUACAAAAUGUUUGGCCCAUUAGCCGCUCAAAUCAAGACGGUGAACUCGUUGGACCAAUUGAUGAAAGCGGAGCUCCAAUCUGGAAGAGUGAAAAAUGCACGUGAAAUUCUCGACCAUCCAUUGGUUAAUGAAUGGCAACGACAGAAACUUCCUGUCAUCGUAGCUGGUGAUCUGAACACCCCAUCGCAUCUUGAUUGGAUUGAAUCGACGAGGAAACAACAUGGCGGAUGGAUAGUGAAAUGGCCAGUUACUAAACAAUUUGAGGAAGCAGGUUUUCAUGACGCCUACAGAACUUUGCAUCCAGAUGCUAAUGCACAUCCAGGUCACACCUGGUCCCCUAUUCAAAGAUUUAGCAAAGACUGGGAGUACAGAUUCAUUCCCGAGCCGCAAGACCGACUCGACUACGUGUUUCUUUCGGGUCCCAUCCGACCCAUUAAUGCAACAUUGUACUGUGGCACAAAGCCUCUAACAGAUAUCUCAAUGGAUGGAAAAUACAAACGGAACGAUUAUCCUUCUGAUCAUUAUGCUCUCAUUGUAGAAUUGGUGAUGUAG